Aspergillus homomorphus CBS 101889 is the source of this 1278-nucleotide messenger RNA. RefSeq names its product putative stress response RCI peptide. Bases 386 to 859 code for a protein of 157 amino acids. The record is from RefSeq and is a predicted model, not a curated record. Gene Ontology annotation, cellular component: fungal-type vacuole membrane; fungal-type vacuole lumen. NCBI's taxonomy places the organism in Eukaryota, Fungi, Ascomycota, Eurotiomycetes, Eurotiales, Aspergillaceae. Gene Ontology annotation, biological process: endosome transport via multivesicular body sorting pathway. The transcript has a single exon. Gene Ontology annotation, molecular function: ubiquitin protein ligase binding.
AUACUACGUUUGAAGAGGGGAGCUGUGCUAGGAAGAUUUCUAUCUUUCAAAAUGUUCUAUUCCAUAGACAGUCUCAUCCCCCGUGCUAGAUGAUAGGCGAUAUUGUAGUCGUGAGUUGUUGAAGGCAGCUCAAGAACAACUGCCCGCCAUGUCAGGUGAUCGCAUCGCAUGGACGACGUCAUCUGAUCGCGACUGGAGUCUCAGCAGGCAUCAUUCAUUCACCUUGUCAUCACUCCACACUGGGUUUCCACUUCGGUUUUGUACACACCUUGACUCUAAUACACCAGAUAAACACGCUUCUGAAGUGAUUCUUUUCAGCUAAUACCCAGCAUCUGCAUACCCACCAAGAUUUCAACCACAAGCGACUUAUCUUACCACUGUGACCAUGUGUGGUUCAGACAUCUUCCUUGCAAUUCUCGCGAUCUUUUUUCCACCUGUGGCUGUGUGGAUCAAGAGAGGCAUCUGCACGGCCGAUUCGAUCAUUAACCUUGCGCUCUGCUGUCUCGCUUACAUCCCCGGCCUCCUGCAUGCCUGGUACAUCAUCCUCAAGUACCCCGAGCCGGACUAUGACGACCCCAACUAUGAGCCUAUUCCCCAUCAUCGCGGCGACGCCGAGAACGGUCGCGUAACAUAUUACUAUGUUUCUCACCAACCCAUGCAGCACCCAUCACAGAGGGACUAUGGUACCAUGCCAUCACAACCGUCCCAAGCACCAAACGCGCAGUCUCAGCAGCAGCAGCAGCAGCACCACCACCACGAACAAGUUCAGGGAGGCAGCAGCAGCCGAGAUCAUGCCGACUCGCGACCGCCUCCCACAUACGCUGAAGCAGUGAAGGGGGACAAUAAAGUGCAAGACUAGAUGGUCAAACUUGGAUGGAGAGAGUACAACGCAGUUUGCUUCACACUUUACUCUCUAUUGUCCUAAACCACUACUGCCCUCAGAGAGACACGGAUCAAGGGAUGUCUCCGUCGUCUACAAACUGUUGUUGCUCAGAACCCUGCAUGACAAGCUACGAUUGCCUUCUUACAACGAAUGAUUAUGGAUAACGACUCUGUGAUAUAUGGCAUUUUGCCCAAGUGUCUUUCUUUGAUGAUAGCGGCCAUCCCGUCCUACCUCGGGAGGCCGUCCGUGGAUUUGGCUCUUCAACAAUGUGCUGUUGUGAUGAUAAUAAAUUAGGGGAAUACUCUUAGUAUUAGCUUUAGCUAGAGGGUCACAGAUCACUAUUGUGCUACUAGGAAAAUUCGAUCGGAACAAAAGUCUCUCACCGUAUCGAAGCC